AUGGAAGAGAAAAUGCUUAAACAAAUAAAAUUGGAUGCUGAGAAGAAGAAAAAGAACGGAAAUGAUGUAACGAAGGAAGAAUAUUGUGAUAAAGACGAUGAGAAGAAAGAAAGCAGCAACGACGAUGAAUCAUUCAAAGGUGCUCGACGUAAGAAGAAAUCAAAGAUUGAACCAGCUGAUAAACAAUGGCAAACGCCGUCGUCACACUCCGAACGCAGUGAAAGUGAAGAUUGUGUGAAACAUAUUCCAUCUGAUCCCGGAAGUCCACUCUUUAAAUCUGAUCAUGAAUUCUCAUCUGAUGUUGAUGAUACGACACAAACACCACAACCAGUAAAACGUGCUCGCACAACAAAGAAACUCGAAGCUGUUUCGUCAUCAGAUGAAGAUGAAGACAUAAAUCCGAGCCAGUUGUAA
Molecule: messenger RNA, 414 nt
Organism: Clunio marinus
Lineage: Eukaryota; Metazoa; Arthropoda; Insecta; Diptera; Chironomidae
Source: the annotation of a GenBank genome assembly